Messenger RNA from Closterium sp. Yama58-4, 4992 nucleotides. The record is from the annotation of a GenBank genome assembly. NCBI's taxonomy places the organism in Eukaryota, Viridiplantae, Streptophyta, Zygnematophyceae, Desmidiales, Closteriaceae.
AUGGCUCGCUGCGGUGUUUUCCUCUCGGACUCCUGCGACCACACCUGCAUCGCUCCCUGCGGUCACUGCAUUGUUGCUCCAACUGUCGCCACCGACCAGGGGCAGGGCUUACAACAGCAGCAGCAGCAGCAGCCUCCACAGCAGCAGCCGGAGAGAAACCACAAGAAGUGCAUGCAGUCGUGCAAGCGCCCGCUCCCCUGCGCCCACCUCUGCCCCGACCCCUGCCACAGCGGUACCCCCUGCAAGCCCUGCACUAGAAGGUGCCUCGUGGCCUGCCAGCACAGCUCCUGCCCCCAACCCUGCCACCGAACCUGCGCGCCCUGCGCCGAGCCUUGCGGGUGGCGCUGCAAGCACCAGGGUCGGUGCUCCCUCCCAUGCGGUGCCCCCUGCGACCGCCUCCCGUGCGAGCAGCGGUGCGAGAAGAAGCUCAAAUGCGGCCACCAGUGCCCGUCUCUCUGCUCCGAAAAAUGCCCUCCAAAGGCGUUCUGCACGGUUGAAGGGUGCGGGGCACAGGAGAAGAGAGAGAUGACGGUGGAUCUGGUCACUCUGGAAACGCUAUGGGAGAUAGACCCAGAUGAGAGCCCUGUGCUGGUGCUGCCAUGCGGUCAUGCCUACACUGUGGAGACUCUGGAUGGGCACCUGGGGCUGAACCAGGUGUACCAAGAGGCAGAAGGUCGGUGUGGUGGUGGCAGCAGUGCGGCUGGAGGCGGAGCGGGAGGUGGGUCACAAGCAGCUGCAUCCAAGUGGGUGGCAGUGCGGCCGGUUGACGAUGGCGGUCUGUCCGCCCUCAAGGGCUGCCCGGAGUGCCGCCAGCCAAUCACAGGGCUGCGCCGUUACGGCAGGAUGGUGAACAAGGCGCUGCUGGAUGAAUCAGAGCGCAAGUUCGCCCUCAGCUGCCUGGCCAACCAGCAGCAGCUCCAGACAAAGCUGUCCCAGCUCAGCCGAGCCAUAUCUGCAUGUCCGGAGGCUGCCCAACCGUGGCAGGUAUGGGAGUUGGCUCGGGCUGCAGCCUUUCUAACACUGCAGGCAAGCAAGCUGCAAGUCACGGCUAUGGAACCGCCUACCCAGAAGACCUACCAGGCUUCUGUAGCCGCGCUGCAGAGGAAGCACCUCCACUUGGUACCUUUGUCAUCCAGAGCAGAUGCUCCAACAUGGGAGGAGGAGUGCCAGCUGCUGUAUGUGCCCCAGCCGGACCCGCGGCCCCUCUGCGAGGCCCUCAUGCUGCUUGGGAAAGCUUACCAGCUUCUCAUGGCCGCCAAUUUUCCCCAGCUGCGCUGCCUUCUGAAAGAACUCCAGAAUCUGGCUUUUCAGAAUGCUCGUCCGAAUGCUGGUCGAAAUGCUGGUCAGACCGAUAGGAACAGCACUGGUAGAGCAGCAUUCUUGGCCGGGCGCGUGGAAAAUUGCAGGGCGGUUGUUUGCAUGGGGUUGAAGUACGCAGAGAGGCAUGUGGGGGAGGCGGUGGAGUGGGCUGGCAAGUGCAAGGCGCAUCGGCUGGAGGCGAGGGGGAGGCUGGAGCUGGUUGAUGUGUUCUGUGCGUUUGUGGAAGGGAUGAUGGCGGAACGCCUGCUUUCAACCUCCCCGGCUGGCCUGCUUGUGCAAAUUUUCUGGCAGGAUGCAUCAAAGGAGAAGCAGCUGGAGUAUCUGGAGAAGGCCACGGUUCAGUGCCACAUGGUGGCCUCGCACCAGCUGGCCUCAGUCAGGGAGAACGACAGCCUCGGGGGCAGCGCUCGGAGAAUGCUCGAGAAAGACUUGCGUGAUCUGGAGCAAUCUGUGCGCGACGAACCUCGGUAUUUCGCUGUGACCGAACGCGAGGAGGAGGAUGUAUUCAAGGCGAUAGGCUUGGGAGGGGGCCACUGGUACCGGUGCCGCAACGGGCAUGUGUAUGCGAUUGGGGAGUGUGGCGGGGCGAUGGAAGAGUCGAGCUGCCCUGAGUGUGGGGAGGUGGUGGGUGGGACGAGCCAUAGGCUCCGAGAAGCAUCAUCACCAUCAACGGCCAUGAUCAAGCCUCGCUACCUCACCCAUGUCUCAUCCAACGGCAGCAGCAAACUGUCAUUUCCUCCGUCUACUUCCUCUCGAGCACCCACUUCGGUGUUUAGAUAUUUCUGUCAACGUUUGGGUACCGGCAAAAGAAGCAUCAGCAGCACCAGCGUAAUCAGCAGCACUAGCAGCAUCAGCCGGCAAACAUUCCCAGCAGCUGCGGCUGGGAAUGUACCCGGAAUCUGCAGAGCGUUCAGCAAAGUAGGGCAUGAAGCGAGAGGAGGAAUUGCAUCGCAAGAUGACACGUCACCACCUGAUCCUUUGUCCGUCUGCGUCACGCGCGCUGCCAUCAUGACAUGCCCUGGACACGUGGCUGACGCGUUAAUGGACGCUCUGCUAUCGUUAGGAGCCACCACAUGCUCAAUAGAGGAUGCCAAUACGGGCACAGAAGCCGAGCAGGAGAUAUACUCAUCCGGACCCAUUCCCUGGGAUCCCAGUGGCCCCCGCAACCUCUGUUAUCAGACUCGGCUUCGGGCGUUCUUCCCAGCCAAUCAGAGCGAGGGGAACAUCCGCAGCACUGUGCAUCAGGCGGCAGACUCAGUGCAGUGGGCGAUGGCAGGGUGGGCGGAGGAGGGGGAACAGGGAGAGAAGGAAGCUGGAGGAGGGAAGGAUGAGGAGGAGAGGGAGGAGGUUGUGGGAGUAGUGUUGCUGGGGAUAGAGGAGGUGGUGGAGCGAGACUGGGUGCAGCAAGUGCAGGACUCCUUCCAUCCCAUCCGCGUGGACCAAGGCCUUUGGAUCGUCCCUUCCUGGGCCACACUGCCAGAUGAGGUCUCACAAGACCAGCCCUCUCUUGCAAUUACACUCGAGCCCGGUCUCGCAUUCGGCACCGGUGACCACCCCACCACCCGCCUCUGCCUGCGCUGGCUGCGCUCGGUCGUGACACCUGGCUGCACGCUAUUGGACUACGGCACGGGCUCCGGCGUUCUUGCGAUUGCGGGGAUCAAGAUGGGAGCAGCAGCAGCGGUGGGGGUGGAUAUUGAUGAGCUCUCAGUGGCAGCAGCAGCCCACAAUGCAUCCCUCAAUAGCAUCCCCUCUUCGCAGUUCUCUGUCCUUCUCACACACCCGGAUGGCCCGGAUCCUCUUAACGAGUUUGAUAGUAAUGGAGCAGGGGGAAUUGGUGCGACGGAAUGUAGGGACGGUGUUGGUGCUGGCGUGGUGUUGCCGUCUCUGCCUGCUGAGCUGGCGGUGUCUGAUUCGUCGGAGCCACGCGUGCUGUUUGACGUUGUGGCCGCCAACAUCCUUGUGAACCCUCUUCUCCUAUUGGCUGGGCGGAUUUCUUCCAGAACCAAGCCUGGUGGGAAGCUCGGGUUGUCAGGCAUAUUGACCAAUCAGGUGGAGCAGGUAGUUACAGCGUACGCUCCUUAUGCAAAACGGCGAUCCAUCGCUAUGAGGUCGUCGUCUGCCUUCAUCCCGUUACGCCUUGGCGUACCGCAUCGGCCGCAGCAGCAGCAACGGUCGCAUCUGCUCACCCAGCUUCACCAGCUGCACUACCACCUCCUCCUCGUCGCCGCCGUCACCUGCAGCGUCGCUUACCUCUCAGCCUACUCUUCUCAAUCACUGCAAGGCCCCUCAGGGCUGUCUGAGUCAUCAGAAUCAGAUCUUCCAAGCACCUUCGAGUCGCCUCAUUCUUCUGAAUCAUCGCAUUCGGAAAAGCUGGGAAUUUUUGGCACUGAUCCCGUGCUGGAUCGGACCGUCAGUGAUCUGGUCGGUCCACGUCAGCCAGCGGAUGCUCGUCAAGAGGGUCCUUCCAGUCUCGAUACAAGCUCAGUGGUCCACCUUCAGCAAACUGCCAGUCCGAGGUUACUGAAUUCGUCCCUAGCUGACAUUCCGUCCAAGCCUGAAAUCGGACCAGACUCCAGCGCAUCAAUUCCGAACCAGACCCCGGGCCAGAACCUACGAGACAGGCAGGUUCGGGAUGACCAACAACGCGCAGGUGGCACGUGCGCCGCUCCCAUUGGCGUCAAGCUCCCCCCUUCUCCAUCAUCUACACCCAAACCUCUCACUGCGGCACCGGAAUGGGUCCCAUUACCCAACCGGUACCUUAUGGUUUCUUGCACCAAUGGGGGAAGUACGAAUCGCCUCUUAUGCCUUCAGAAGACAAUUCUGGCAGCAAUUCUCCUAAACCGCACGCUGCUCAUUCCUGAGGUUCCUCUCUGCAUCCCUCGCUCUCUCGGUCGGCCGGUGGUGUAUUCUGAAACCCUAGACAUUGGCCACUUGUCCCGGUGUUUCGGAGACGAGCCGAAACAGGAGGAGCCAGGCGCGGAAGCAGGUUCGCCGAAGCAUGUCCGGGCUCUUCGCAAGGUGAUCUCGGGAUCGGAAUAUUUGAGCUCAAGAGGUGGUGGGGGAAGCGAAUUAGUUGUUGAUAAAUUCCUCUGCGGUCAGGUCCAAUUCAGCUGUACCUUCAUAGAUGGAAGCUGUGGUGACAUCCCUCCUGAAAUAAAACUCUCAAAAAAAGUGAUUCUCGGGGAGGAGGGUGGUAAUCUCUAUGACCUGGUUCCCAAGAUCGCUGCUGCAACAGCUGACGUUCCUGUGCUUGCUCUUGGUGACCUCUUCUUCUCAUUCUCCAAGAUUGGAGAUCCAGGUCCUGAAUACUUCUGGCCAAGCCGAUUUUUCAAUACUCCGUGCGAACUGCUUUUCCAGCCUUCCCAGCAAGUGCUUGACCAGGCUGCAGGGUUCAUAGAGGAAUACUUUGGGGGGAACUACGCUUCUUUGCACCUUCGACGGACGGAUUUUCUCGGCCAUAGCCACAUUAUGGAUGUACAGUACUGGCCGUUACAGGCAGUUGCGGAAUGUACUGCGUCGAAAAUGGAGCAGUUAAACCUGACCAACCUUUUUGUUUCCUCCGAUGCUUCUGUUGAGGAGAUGGAGGUUUUCAAGGAGCAUUACCCAUCGGUCAACGUUCUCUCACCACAUAGGGUAUUUAAGAGAGAGUUUGGGGCUCACAUCGUGUCAUGA